Choloepus didactylus (southern two-toed sloth) is the source of this 1996-nucleotide messenger RNA. It is a transcript of the gene CTSF, whose product is annotated as cathepsin F. Gene Ontology annotation, molecular function: cysteine-type endopeptidase activity. Lineage: Eukaryota; Metazoa; Chordata; Mammalia; Pilosa; Megalonychidae. Gene Ontology annotation, cellular component: lysosome. The record is from RefSeq and is a predicted model, not a curated record. The coding region runs from base 127 to 1509 and encodes 460 amino acids. The transcript is spliced from 14 exons.
CGCCCCGCCGCCUCUCGGAGCGCUGGUGAGCAGCGCAGGCAGCUCGGGCCGCGGUCUCCUCCGCCUGGUCGGUUGGUCGGAGUGUCUGUGGGUCCGUGCGACCGGGUCUCCCGCUUCGCCCUCGCCAUGGCGCCCUGGCUGCAGCUGCUGUCGCUGCUGGGGCUGCUCCCGGGCGCUGCCCCCGCGCCGUCCCGACCCCGGGCGGCUGGCGCUCAGGCCUGGGAGCCGCCGGCCGCGGAGCUGCUGAGGCCCGGCCGCUUCGCCCUGGAGAUGUACAACCGCGGCCGGGCUGCCGGGAGGCGGGCAGCGCUGGGGGCCGUCCGCGGCCGCGUUCGCCGGGACGGCCAGGGGUCAGUGUACUCCCUGGAGGCCACUCUGGAAGAGGAGCCCUGCAAAGACCCCACGGUGUGCCAGCUCCCUUUGUCCCAGAAAACCUUGCUCUGCAGCUUCGAAGUCCUCGAGGAGCUGGGGAAACAAGUGCUGCUGAGGCAGGACUGUGGCCCAGUGGAUACCAAGGUCACAGAUAACAGAAAUGAAACUUUGAAUUCAGUCCUUCCACUGCUGAACAAGGAUCCCCUGCCCCAGGACUUUUCCAUGAAGAUGGCUUCAAUCUUCAAGAACUUUAUGAUCACCUAUAACCGGACAUAUGAGACGAAGGAGGAAACCCAGUGGCGCAUGUCCAUCUUUGCCAAUAACUUGAUGCGAGCGCAGAAGAUCCAGGCCCUGGACCGUGGCACAGCUCAGUAUGGGGUCACCAAGUUCAGUGACCUCACAGAGGAGGAGUUCCGUACCAUCUACCUGAAUCCCCUCCUAAAAGAGGAUUCUGGGAAGAGUAUGCAGCAAGUCAAGGCCCCCAGUGAACCUGCCCCACCUGACUGGGACUGGAGGAAUAAGGGGGCCGUCACCAGAGUCAAGAACCAGGGCAUGUGCGGUUCCUGCUGGGCCUUCUCAGUCACAGGCAAUGUGGAGGGCCAGUGGUUCCUGAACCGGGGGGCCCUGCUCUCCCUCUCUGAGCAGGAGCUCUUGGAUUGUGAUGACGUGGACAAGGCCUGCAUGGGCGGCUUGCCCUCCAACGCCUACGCAGCCAUAAAGACUUUGGGAGGGCUGGAGACAGAGGACGACUACGGCUAUGAGGGCCACACGCAGGUCUGCAGCUUUUCUUUAGAGAAGGCCAAGGUCUACAUCAACGACUCAGUGGAGCUGAGCAAGAACGAGCAGAAGCUGGCAGCCUGGCUGGCCAUGAACGGCCCAAUCUCUGUCGCCAUCAACGCCUUUGGCAUGCAGUUCUACCGCCACGGGAUCGCCCACCCCCUCCGGCCCCUCUGCAGCCCUUGGUUCAUCGACCAUGCCAUGCUGCUUGUGGGCUACGGCAACCGCUCUGACAUUCCCUACUGGGCCAUCAAGAACAGCUGGGGCACCGACUGGGGUGAGGAGGGUUACUACUACUUGCAUCGCGGGUCUGGGGCCUGCGGUGUGAACAGCAUGGCCAGCUCGGCAGUGGUGGACUGAGGCACCCAGCAGCGCAGGACCUGGUGCUGACCAGAGCGGCCCCUUCCCUAGCCUGACCUGCAUGUCCAGGCCCCUCCGCAGGAGGCUCGGCUGAGGGGCGGGCACCGGGUACCUCGGGCUCGGUGAGCAGAGGGCACUGGGGCACGGCCCCUCCUUCCCUCCACCCACCCCCUCCUGAAGCCCCCCACCUGCACCUUUGUUGAAUUGUGGUAGCUAGGAGGAUCUUGGGGUGAAGGACGACAUCUCGGCAGCCGAAGCAGGGGCCAGAAUCCUGGGCUCGGGUAAGGAGCAGGUGGGGAGGAGAUAUUCUGAUCUGAAAGCCAGCUCAGCAGGCUUUCCUCAGCAGGCCCUGCCUUCCUGCCCCGGCUUGUCUCUGUCUAACGCUAUAAAUUUUCUGGUUCUCCUGGAUGGGACAGUGUCGCUUUCCAUGUCUAGAGAAACUGUUGCAACCACCCAUUUUUAACAGCAAUAAAGAGGUGUCCUGGUC